This is a messenger RNA of Xenopus laevis (African clawed frog), 3565 nucleotides long. RefSeq names its product centriolar coiled-coil protein 110kDa S homeolog (gene ccp110.S). Gene Ontology annotation, biological process: negative regulation of centriole elongation; centriole replication; regulation of cytokinesis. NCBI's taxonomy places the organism in Eukaryota, Metazoa, Chordata, Amphibia, Anura, Pipidae. The coding region runs from base 272 to 3133 and encodes 953 amino acids. Gene Ontology annotation, cellular component: centriole. The record is from RefSeq and is a predicted model, not a curated record. The transcript is spliced from 15 exons.
GGCGUGUAUUUGGUGGCCGUUGCCAGGCGCUGUAGUUGCCGCCGGAGACCUCAAAAUAUGGCGGGGCGGGUUCUGAACUGUCAGCAGCCUGGAGCCAUCCCUGCAUUGUUCUGUCACUGUUAACGAACACAGCGUGUGGAGUUGUUGGGAGACACAGUAUUAUAGCUGUGAAUGUCGUCUCAUCUGUGUGCUGGAAUAAGAAGAAUAUACUUUUCUUCUGUACAAAUACAUCAUUGUUUUCCAUCUGCCAAAGAAACACAGAUUUGGCAUCAUGGAGCCAUAUGAAGAGUUUUGCAAGAAACAGUUAGCCAUAAUCCAAGGAGAGGAAAUUCUCAGUGAUGCCAUGUCCGUAACCGAACAGAGGGUGUCUGUGAUUAACUUCCAUGGUGUUGCCGUGCUUUCUCCAUUGCUCACUGCUGAAAAGAAGCAAGAGAUGCAGCAAUAUCGACAGAAGGCUAUAGAGCUGAAUGAGAAGAAGCACAACUACAAGAAAUCGUCCUUACUGACCCGUGUCCAGGAGAUACUGGAAUCUGUUCAGGUUAAAAAAGGACCAAGUAGAAAUGUUCUCACAGACAGUGAGGCCAUUGAUCAGAUGUCGAGCAAUAAAAACUUGAAUGGAUUUACGAUCCUUCCGAAUGUCAUUAGCCUGCCAGUGUUUUCUGCCCAACAUGACCCUAUAAAAUUUGAAAAAUCUUUGGAAAAUGUACUACAGAGUUGCAGUUCUGAGUCAAACCUAUCGGACUCAAUACCAGACCUCAACAGUUUGCCUAUGAAACAUUCAGUAGGUCCCACUACAGAGCAAACAAAAUCUUGUGAAAUGUCUUUGAGCCUACCACAGUCAGAAUGUGAUACAGUUUCUUCUAGGGAAGCUCCAGAUACAUACAAAAUGAGCCUUCAGAACCUUCUCAAGAAAUCCAGAGAUUACAUUGAAAGAGAGCAAAACAGACGUCAUCUGAAGAACCUCUCAAAGGCUAGUGGCAAUGAAAGCAAUUCUGACAAAGAAAAUGACACUAUAAAAAUAAGCAACUCCUUAAAAGAAAAGGCCAAAGUUCUGAGCAGGAGCAGAAGCUGCAGCCCUUUGAUGAUUGAAAAGCCAAUGCUGAAUAAAUCAAAUACCCUUCUGCAAGCUGCCUCUAGCCAAGGUCAUAGCUUCCAUCCCAACUCUCUGUCAACCCACUCUAAUGCAGAUCUUCCUUUGUUAUCUUCUUCAUCUUCUCUUGUAGAAAGUGAAUCGGAUGAGGAACUGAAAUGUUCAUCAUUUGCCGACUGUGAGAGUAACAUUCUAAGAAGUCUAACAGGAUCUUAUGCCAAAUUGCCUAGUCCAGAGCCAAGUUUAAGUCCAAAAAUGCACAGGAGACGGCCAAGACCUUUAUCGACAGGGAAUAUAGUUAUCACCAAUCCAGUCAAUGCAUAUGAUUUAAGCCCCAAGGAAAAUGGUAAAGCAAUGAAAUUUCCUCUGCCCAGGACAGCUGAAAAAACAUCUUUGUCUGAUCCUGUGACAAAGCAUGGGGACUAUAAAUCAGAUAUUUUCUCCAUUAAAAGGCAUUCUUUAAAUACAAACAAUGCUGCUUUUGUUACAAAUAUUACAGGAUCCCCUGAAUGUAUUGCAGCAGAUUUUGGCAUGUCACACAUUGCUAAUGUUGGAGCUGAUAGUCAACAGACCAUGCUCGCAAAAGGACAACAAACAUGCUCAACAUUUAGUAAAGUGCCUGUAUUUGAUCAGCAUAUAAACAUUCCAAAUACAAUAACACAGCAUGGGAUUAAAACAAAUUGCUCGCCAGAGAUGAUAAAGCACUCUUCACCAGUAGGACUCAAUAAAUCUUAUGAUGUGGAAACACCAUCGCCAGUCUUAAUGCAAAGCCAAGUUUCAAGUCAAACCACAGAGACUCCCCUUGGGCCCUGUCUUAGAGAACCAUUUUUAGAGAACCAGUCCGAUGUUCAGAUUAAACGUAGACUUGAACUCGACUUACACACUACACCACCUGCUUCUGGUGAGCAAGAGAAAAGGUUGCUUCAUAAGCCAAGGGACCGGAGUGGGUCUCUGCAGUUGACUUCUACUGACCUCGGAAAAGGCAUUCUAGGAGAUCAUUUUAAAAAGAAGAUGGUUGCUUUUGAAGAAAUGAGGAAGAAACUUGAAGAGCAACAUGCAUACCAGCUGUCAUUGCUGAUUGCUGAACAGGAAAGAGAACAAGAGAAAUUGAAAAGGGAGUUUGAAGAAGAAAAGCAACUGAGGUUAAAGGACACUGAUAGUCCCACUCAGACAUUGGACAAUGACAGUAUGAUCCUUGACAGAAGUAACAGAACUGAAAGCAAUGUCCAAGAAAGAGUGUCAUUUCCAGUGGAUAAUUAUCAUUCAUUUUCCACCUACAACAGUGUUGGAUCAGUUUCUGCUACUUCCUGUCAUAGCUAUGGUUCUACAAACGAGUCUUCAUUGGGUCUGUGGGGACCUGUAAAGAGCAGAGCACCAAACACAUCAGUCUCAAGUUCUCAUGGGAGAGCAAAAACCAGAUGGUCUCAGGUGUACAGUCCUGCAAUGCAGAGGAAAUUUAACAAAGCUACAGCACUGGCAAAAGGAUUCCUUACACGCAGACUUAUGCAGACCGAGAAGCUGAAGAACCUGAAAAAAACUGUGAAAGACACUGCAGAGUUUAUGACAACAUUUCAGUCUGAUUUUCCACUAAGCCGAGGGAUGGUAUCUUCACAAGAUGCUUCCCUGCAGGAAAGAGUCCUAGCCCAACUAAGAGCCACCUUGUAUGAAAUACAUGACAUUUUUUUUGCAAUGGACCCUGCAGAAAGAAUGAAUAUUCUUGCUCAUGACCGAGAGCUGCGCCGUGAGAAGUUGAUCAGAAAUAUGGAAAAAGUGAAGAGCCCUAGAGACCGGGUGACCCUUUCAUCUGCAACUCAGAAGUCCUUGGACAGGAAAAAGCUCACAAGGGUGGUCCACAAUGGCAUGUCUAAUAAAAAACUUCCAUCUAAACCAAGGGCCUCAGAAAACAGAAUCCUUCAGCCAAAUCAAGGCCAAAAUGCACCUGUGCACAGGCUUCUUAGUAGAGAAGGGAGUAUUUACAAGAAAAACCCAAGGAAGGAAGCCAAAUGUUGUGACAACUUAAGAAGACAGCAUUCUUUGGGAUAGAAACUCAUGGCAUCAUUUUCUCCCAUAUACAAUAAAUGAAGCAGCACAUAACUGGUUUGUUUUUGCACCUUCCACAUUAGCCAUUUAAUACCAGAUUACCAGUUCCACAUACAGGACAGUUUUUUUCAUUCAAAAUUAAUCUGAGCACAGACUCUGGUAUCUAGCAACAUGUCAGGUUGCUUCAAGCACUUUUUAAAGCUACCAAUACCUUACAGCUGUGACAACUUCUAGUCUGUUUUACAGCACAAUCUCUGGUCAGAACUGACAAUGUGCAAAAACUGAUUUAUCAAACAUUAAAUAGGGAAAUAAUGGGGGAUACCUGGUGGAUUGCUUGCCAUUUGAUAUUUUGAACAGCUCGUAGAUUCACUUCUUUCGCACAGAAUAUUUAAAGGAGAAGGAAACCUAGUCGGCGCAAAAACCUCCCCCCCUCCC